AUGAACGGGGUACUUCAAUCCCGUCCGGAACCAAGUAAACUCACUACUCUACCUGAUAUACUCGCGUCUCUUGCUUCGCUAGAAGAAGAGGAGAACCAACUUUCUGAAUCUCUCACUGCCAUCCUAUCUGAUGACGAACCUGUACGGACUUCUCUUGACAACCUGCAAUCUCUCGCUCCUCGUCUAGACGAGAUUACUGUUGAUGCGAGGUUGUUGGUGAAUAAUGUGACUGCUACUUCACGGACUGCGGAACGCGUUGGUGGCCGGGUGAGACUUCUGGAUGAAGAGAUGAAGCGUGUUAAGGAGGCUGGAGAACGAGUUGCUCAGGUUAUGGAACUCAAGAAUUCAUUGGCAGAUCUACAGUUUGCAAUUGACUCUCAGGAUUGGGAAGCAGCUACGAGGCACUGUGCUCGAGCAAUGGCAUUACCUUUAGAAGUGAUCGCCGGACCUUUUGCAGAGUCUGCUGUGCCGACAGCGGACUUGCCGCUUCCACCAGCUCAGACGCUCCAAGCAUUUAGGGAACAGCUACGUGAUAUUUUCUUGCACCAGUUUGUGCAAGCCUCAAAUGCUCGAGAUUCUGCCACUACGACACGAUUUUUCAAGCUGUUGCCUCCGAUAGGCUGGGAGAAGGAAGGUUUAGAAGCUUAUGCUGCUUUCGUCUUGACACUCGUCCAGUCAAAGUCCCCAGCAUCGGCUAAAUCGUCGUCACCUCUGUACUAUGUGACCGCCCUUACAGCACUUUUCGAGAGUGUGUGCAGUAUUCUCGACCAACAUCAGCCUGUCGUAGAGAAAUACUACGGCAAGGGGAAAAUGCAGACUGUCGUCAAGCAUCUCAUUAAAGAAUGUGACAGCGUUGUAAAACGACUCUUGGACAGCUGGGAAGAAGAAAGAAGUCUUGGAAGACUAGUUACUGUUACCAGCUUCUCGUCUGUAAUGAGUACGACCGGGCGAAAGCAAGCCCCAAACGUCAGUGCAAUCGAGGAACAAAGCGUUGAUCCCCGAGAUGUUGAUAAAGUGCUCAAUGAAAUAACCGCAAUGGUGAUGAGAUAUACAGCGUUUCGGCGAUUUUUAUAUACCUAUCUCACAGUUGAGGAUGCUGAACCCUCCAACACCACAAAUGACGAAUCUCCUGAAGGGAUGGACAGUUUUGAAGUUAUCGAGACCUCUGGCUGUAAAGCAAUGUUUGAUAACGUCAUAUCGAAUUACUAUGUCCCAUUGGAAGUUUGGUACCUUCGUUCGACAAUACAUCAGGCCCAUAAGACGUCAAUAGUUGACAGUUCUCAGGUGCCACCUGUAACAACUGUACCGGAUUUGGUCUUCUACAUCUUGAAGUCGAUUCUUAUUCGACUUCUGAGUACCGGAUCUAUCGGAGCUGUCAAGGGAACAACAGGACGAAUUCGUGAAGCCAUGGAAAAUGAUUAUGCAGGUAUAAUCAAACGCAAGUUAGAUGAUGUUUACAAGAACCCUGCAAUGAGCUCUGCGGCGAGCCGAGCGGAAAGACUGGAGAAGGAUAAUAGGCAGGGUUUCAUCGUCCUGUUGAACGAUCUCGAUGUAUCUUCAACUCACAUUGACCGACUGGUUAGAGAACUGUUGUCUUCGCAAGCUUUAUCCCAGAACUUCCUCCAGAGUGAAAGGGAUCUAGUCGAUGCCGAUCUGAACAGUCUUCUCAAUUUAAUCACUAGAUUCCGCUCUACGAUGAAGAGCGGGAUUGACCAAUUGUUCAAUCAAUUGAUUCGCCCGAGGUUACGGACAUUCAUUACGGAUUUGUAUAGAGAUGUCUCAUACGUACUUGACGAGGAUGGCUUCUCCGCUUCGGAAUAUGCAGACACGGUUCGUAAACGAUUUAUUAAAGCAUGGGAGGGUAUUAUGGAUGGAUUCAAGGAAUCUUUCACUGAAUCGAAUUAUCGCAUUUUCAUUGGGCAAGUCAUUGACGUAUUAAUUCGCCCUUGGGAGAAAUAUGUCAUGACUCUGAAGUACACGGAGCUCGGUGCGAUCCGCUUCGAUCAAGACAUCCGUGCUAUCUCGACGUACCUGUCGUCACAAGUGGCUCUUGGAGACGUACGCGAGAAACUCCAACGACUGCAGCAGAUAUCUACGCUGCUGAAUAUCGAUAAGGAUGAAGACGUCGAUGACUUCUUCAGCAGUAGUGGGAUCGCUUGGAAGCUGUCGAUGGCGGAGGCGAGAGCCAUAGCAGCACUAAAAGUCUAA
Messenger RNA from Fomitiporia mediterranea MF3/22, 2208 nucleotides. RefSeq names its product COG4-domain-containing protein. Lineage: Eukaryota; Fungi; Basidiomycota; Agaricomycetes; Hymenochaetales; Hymenochaetaceae. The transcript has 12 exons. The record is from RefSeq and is a predicted model, not a curated record. The coding region runs from base 1 to 2208 and encodes 735 amino acids.